This is a messenger RNA of Anopheles moucheti, 6218 nucleotides long. It is a transcript of the gene ldd, whose product is annotated as glucosylceramide transporter ABCA12. Gene Ontology annotation, cellular component: intracellular membrane-bounded organelle; membrane. NCBI's taxonomy places the organism in Eukaryota, Metazoa, Arthropoda, Insecta, Diptera, Culicidae. Gene Ontology annotation, biological process: transmembrane transport; lipid transport. The transcript is spliced from 15 exons. The record is from RefSeq and is a predicted model, not a curated record. Gene Ontology annotation, molecular function: ATP binding; ATP hydrolysis activity; ABC-type transporter activity. The coding region runs from base 20 to 6115 and encodes 2031 amino acids.
UCACUACGGGAGCGGUAACAUGAAAUUGUCCAAGCAUGCCGACUGCAUGCAAAUACGAGCAUUGCUAAAGAAGGACUAUCUCGUCCGGAUACGACAACCAUGGAUGACUUUCAUACAGUACCUAUGGCCGUGCAUGAUCUUCACCGCUCUGUACAUACUGAGAAAUCGGUUCCAGGCGGUGGAAAUAAACGACUGCCAGUUUCCAACCCGUAACCUACAGGCCAACGGUAUCCUGCCCUUCUUCCAGUCAUACAUCUGUACGUUCGAAAACGAGUGUCAAGAUGCGAAAAAUUUUGCCGAAACGGAAGAAUUCAACGAUGCGCCGGUAACACCCGUGGUAAACAUCGUGCAGAUCAUUCUGGAUAACAAUCCCCUGUACGAUGCGAUCAUAGCGCUUCCGAUCGAUCGGAACUUCAUCACUAGCGUUACCACAAUAGUAACGCAUCCAAAGUUUAAAGAAAUCGAACGCAAUGCGGAUCGUUUAGUGAAGAUGGUGCCAGAGAUCCGCAAAAAGAUCGGUGGUUCGUUUGACAUUUUGCAACUGUUUUCCGACGAUCAGACGUUUUCAAAGUCGGGCAACAUUCUCUGCGGUCGGCCGUUUCCGCGCAGUAACAACAUCCGGUUCGUGGACAACAUUCUCUACACGCCCGACUACGCCGGGGCAGAUAAGGACGAGCUGGACGUGAUGUCGACGGCCUACUGCAAGCAGUUGUAUCUGGACGUAACAAACACAAACAAUGGCAAGAUCACGUGGCGUUUUCUGAAGCCAAUCCUGCAGGGAAAGAUUCUGUACGGUCCAGCAAGCGAGCGUAAUGAUGAAAUCAUGAAGCUGGCCAAUCAAACGUUCGCGGAUAUGGAUCGAUUGAGAGAGUUUUUCCGUGCACUCGAUACUACUCUGCAGCUGCUGCGCACUGACGAAGAGAUGCAGGACAGCUUCCAGGGUUUAAUCGAUCUUGCUAAAAGUCCAUUGGUGCAAAUGAUCGCCGGUGGAAACGUGAACAUUGAGCUAAUUGAAGGGAUGUUAAACGGCAUCCUGCAUGACGAAGAAGUUGCCAAGGCGGUGAAUACGAUCGCAAACAUCUUUGAUUGCUUCUCCGCCGAUCGUUUUAUCCCGGUGGUGGAUGAGACAGACCUGGAAGAUCGUGCGUUUGAGUUGAAUCGAAAAAAGUUGUUCUUUGCUGGUGUUUACUUCGAAAAUGGCACCACGGAAAAUGAAAUCACGUACAAAAUUCGUAUGCGCACGGACGAUACGCCGGUGACGGUGGAGAAUCGCAAUCGUUUCUGGUUCCCCGACCCGGAGUCAAGCUUCGAGCUGGACAUGCGUUAUCAUCGCGGUUUCGUACAGAUUCAGCAUGCGGUCGAUAUAGGAAUUAUCAAGCAAAGGAAAAAAGAAAUGUUUACCAAAGCUCGCAAGGGAGAAACCGAAGACGGUUCACUCUCGGGUGGCGAGCUGGAGCUGGAUGAUGACUUGGGUCUGGAGGACGAUCAGGAUACUGAAGAUAAGAGCGCUGAAACUGAAAGUAAUGAGGAGUUGGAUAGUACAACUGUUUCUACGUCUACGUCUACGUCAGUUCCAGCAGAAACUACUACCGAAAAUUUAUCAUCAGUAUUCGCGGAUCUGAGCAAACGAAUAAACGUAUCUCAGGAAGUACUGAAUCGAUUCGGUGGUGGAAGCAAUAGUAGUGCACUGGAAGAUUUUCUCGACUUUAAGGACGAUGAAGAGGAAGACUCAAAUCUCGAAUCAUCUGCCACAACUACUGUGAAACCAGCACCAGCGCUCCAGCGACGCAAAAGACAAUCGUUUCUAAGUUUGUUGUUCGGUGGUGGAGAAAAAAAACCCAAAAAUGAAGUAGAAUACAAGGUUGCAAAUGAGAAGUUCUACACGAAACAAUUUCCCUAUCCCAAAUACACGAAGGAUGACUUCAAAAAAGGUCUCUAUCUUGCCCAAUCUAUACAAAUGGCUUACUUCAUAGCACUAAUUGUGCAUGUCGCUGCGGCGGUGCGGCAAAAGAUCUGGAUGAAGGAGAGUGGCAAUUCGAUGCUGAUGCGCUCAAUGGGCCUCAAGUCUGGGUCGGAAACCGUUUCCUGGGUCAUUGCUACGUUCAUCGAAAUUUGUAUCGUGUUCCUGCUUGGACUGAUCAUCCUCUAUAGUGGAGGCAUUCUAGCGUACUCCAGUCAGAUCUUCCUUUUCUUCUAUAUGGUUGUGUUCGGCAUCUGCUUAAUCGGGUUCUGCUACAUGUGCUCCAUGUUCUUCAGCUCGGCCAGCAUUGGUUCGGUGUCGAGUGUGAUACUCUUCUUGAUAACAUUCCUUCCGUACAUUAUUAUCAUCUCACUAGGAGCAACACUGUCCACAGUGGGCAAGUUCAUCGCGAAUCUUUCCUUCUCAACGGCUUUCUGUUACGCCUGGCGUCACGUGAUGCGCAUGGAGCUCCAGCAUCGUGGAGCGAAUUUUAGCAGCGCCUUCCGUGGUGCGAUCGCCGACAAUGAUCUGAAGUUUGGCAUUCUCAUGAUUUUGCUGGAUGCCGUGAUCUACUUUGCUAUCGGCUACCUGUACCAGUGUUUGAAGAAAGAUGAAACAACAUUCCAUACGGUAAAGCGCAUUAAACUGGACAAAAGCAUUGGCGCGGAUCUCAGAAAUGUGGACGUCACGUAUGAGAAGGGCGGCAAGAAGGUGUUGAGUGACGUAUCGAUAACAUUCCGCCGUGAUGAAGUGACCUGUCUGCUCGGACGGAACGGUGCCGGCAAAAGCACAAUCAUAAAACUGCUGACUGGCCAGGUAUUGCCCAUCGAAGGCGACGUUCAUCUGCCACUGGACUACGAUUUCAUCUCCGGCAUAAGGAACAAUGCGGAGAAGAUCGGCCUUUGUCCGCAAAAUGAUGUGCUCAUUCCGAACCUUACGGCUAAGGAGCAUCUGCAGCUGUACGCACGUAUCAAGCUGACACGUGGGUUCGACACGGAAGUCUCACGUACGCUGGAUAAUCUAAAGAUGGGCCCUUACCAGCACUACAGAGCGUCUGAUUUGUCUGGAGGAUUUAAGCGGCGAUUGUGCAUUGCAAUUGCGUUUCUUGGUUCACCGAAUCUGGUAAUUUUGGACGAACCAUGCAGUAGCGUUGAUACGAAAGCGCGCAAAUAUAUUUGGGAGCUAAUCCAAACGUUACGCAAAGAUCGGGCAGUUAUCCUUGCAACCCAUCAUCUGGACGAAGCGGAGUGUUUGAGCGAUAAGAUCGUCAUGUUGGAAAAUGGAAAAGCUAUACUGGAGCAAUCACAAGAAGAGCUGAAGAAACGGUUCACUAACACAAUCUAUUUGAAAGUUGUAUUGUGCCAGAUAGAUAUAGGUCGUGCACUUACGACUGCGGAGCUGACAAUUUUACUGGAUAGCAUUACAGAUAUAAGAUAUGACAUGAGUGCUACGCUGAAUCAACUCGACUUCAAGAUCACCUCUACAACUGACGACAGUCAGGUGUUAAACAUUGAACAACUUUUGCAGCACUUGGCGCAGCUGAAACAAAACAAACAAAUUGAAUCGUUCGAGAUUCGCAACGAAAAUCUGCUCAACAUCUUUAACACAGUCAACGCGAGUGAAUCGAUGCUAGACGAUCCCAUGUUGCUCAAUGGGAACGGCAACACUUCUUCGCACAUUCCAAACGGGUUUCAUGGACCAAAAACGAAUGACUCCAAGCUUGGCACACUGUCCAUCAUGUGUGCACUGUUGAGUAAGCGCACGCGUCAUUUCAUGCGUAACUAUCGCCUGUUGGUGUGUUUACUUGUGCUACCGACAAUUUUUGAAAUCAUUGCCAUGGGUUUCAUGACAAUUCGUCCGCCCGGAGAAUACGAUCAGAUGGUCAAUUUUUCGACGGCGCUGUAUCCGAAAUCAGUCGAGUUUUACACCAAUACUACCGAUGGGGACAAGUAUCGGAACACGAUCGUUUCUGACCUUCUAGAACACUGUACAGACGACUUGUGCUCCAUCUUUAACUCCUCGUUGGAUGCUUAUCGAUGGGUUCUGGCUACCACGGACAAGUAUACGGAGCGACGCUAUGGUGGUAUCACGGUCAACAAGGAGAAAAAUAUCGUUUGGUACAACAAUAAGGGCUACCAUUCGAUGCCAACGUGGUUAAACAUGCUCGAUACGGCAGUAUUACGAGCGGAAAUGGACGAUCCAAGCUACACAAUCCGCACCAUUAAUCACCCGUUGAAGAUCGAAGAAGAUGAUUUGUCUAUAUCAUCAAUUUUACAGCAAAUCGCUGAUGCCGGAAUAUCGCUGAUUAUGCUGUUGGCCUUCAGUUUGGUGGUCGCCGGGGCCUCGGUGUACAUCGUAAGUGAACGGAUACGUGGAGAAAAACUGCAACAGCGUUUGGCCGGCGUGAACGUCUUUACCUAUUGGACUGUAACGUACGUCUGGGAUGCUAUGAUCUUCCUCAUCGCAGUUGGAUUGGCCGUGAUCGUGUUCAAGGUAUUCGCUCUGCCAGCAUACGUGGCAAGAGAGCAACUCGAGGGCAUCGUUUUGUUGUUGGUGUUCUACGGUUUUGCAAGCAUACCGACGGUGCAUCUGUUUGAGAAGUUAUUCACUGAUGCCAGCUUUGCGAAUAUGUCUCUGUUUUGUCUGAACGUCGUUACGGCGCUGGGUACGCUAACCAUCGUUUUGCUGUUCGAUAUUUUGGGUGGCAGCGAUCAGUCGGAGAAGAUUAGAAACUUCCUAAACCGUGCGUUCCUUGUGCUACCACAACACGCUCUUUCCGAUGGAUUGAUAGAGCUGUCCAAGAAUUACAUCACGGCUGAAAUCUUCAAACGAUACUACAUCGACUCGUACAAAUCCCCCAUCCACAGUGAUCUCCUUCGACCGCAUCUAAUCGCCCUGGUAAUAAUGGGGCUUAUCUUCAUGCUGUUAAACGUAGCCAUCGAGUAUAAGCUGUUGCAGCGUCUGUUCAACCGGAUAGCUGGUGUAUCUCGCCCCAAAACACAUGAGCUGAACGGGGUCGAUACGACGGACUACAGUACAAUAAGUCAUUCAAUAAGUCGUGUCGAUGGAAAGAAAAAGUCCAUCACGGCUGACCAGAUCCUAUCGGUGGACAACCUGAGAAAAAAGUACCGUGUAUGUGGUGGAGGGGGCGGCGGUGCAGAAGGUCAGGAGGUAGUUAAGAAUGUAUCCUUCAAGCUGCACUAUGGAGAAUGCUUUGGAUUGCUCGGCACAAACGGUGCCGGAAAGUCCACCAUCUUUGCCAUCCUAUCUGGAGAACUGCUUCCAUCGGGAGGCAGUUUCACUUUCUACAGUAAUCAUGGCCCUUCGUACUGUCCUCAGAGCAAUUUCCUUGAUCCGUUGCUCACGGUGGAAGAGGUGAUUGUAUUCUAUGGUAAGCUGCGUAACAUCGAAUGCAUCGAUAAACUGGUAAUGGAAACACUUAAAGAAUACCAUCUCGAGGAAUAUCGGAAGGUGAUGGUGAAAAAUCUAAGUGGAGGCAAUCGUCGGAAGCUCUGCGUGGCUGUUGCUUGCUUUGGCCAGUCUGAAAUUAUCCUAAUGGACGAACCAACGAGCGACCUGGAUCCGGUCACGCGCUCUAUCGUUUACAGUACAAUUGAACGGUUAAACGCGCAGAAUCGCUCGAUACUGCUGACUUCCCACAGUAUCUCCGAGAUCGAUCGGAUAUGCCAGCGGAUAGCGAUCCUGAAGGACGGUGAGCUGCUUACGGUUGAUACACCAGACCGGCUGAAGGAACGUUUCGGCCACAGCUAUCAGAUAACGCUAUAUCUUGAGGGUAUUCGCGAGGUGGACUUUUUGCGAGUUAUCAAGCGUGAAUUUGAUGUAACGCGUAAUAUCAUCCUGCACAAGAAUUCCGUCCAGUUUGUGUGCCAGAUCUGUCCAGACGCUGACGCGCAAGAAAAACCACACAAAAAUGGUCACGUAACGAUCAUGCUAAAUGAGACCGGCAAUAUUGUGGUAGCGCCGGGUACAUCCGCCACACGUACAGCCAGUGAACUUUUCCUAAAGCUACAGCGCUUUGCCCAAGCAAAUAAACUACGAUACACGAUUUCCCGUUGUCAGAUGGAUCAGGUAUUUGAAAAUGUUCUACAAAGUCAUGAAGAAGACCACGCAAAUCCGGGAUUCGUCGACAGCUAGGAAAAGGAUGAUUUGUGCAAUCCUCUUUUGUUGUAACAUAUAGGUACUGCUAGGAUUAAAUUUUUAAAUUUGGUAAUGUUAAUAAAAAAACAUGGAAACAGUG